Molecule: messenger RNA, 1873 nt
Organism: Lolium rigidum
Lineage: Eukaryota; Viridiplantae; Streptophyta; Magnoliopsida; Poales; Poaceae
Product: purple acid phosphatase 22-like
Exons: 5
Coding region: 164-1768 (534 amino acids)
Molecular function (GO): acid phosphatase activity; metal ion binding
Source: RefSeq, a predicted model, not a curated record
GCAGCAAUGCUAGCCUCAACCUACCUAUCCCCUCCCUUCCUCCCCUUCCACCACCACACCGCCACCACCACCACGAGCGCGCACCUCCUCUCCGGCGACCCCAACCGCCGUGUCCGCCCACGGCACAUGUCAGGUCCCGUGCUUCUUAAAGCCAAGACCGGCGAUGGCGACGGCCGUGCAGACCUCCCCCUUCCCUCGCGUCGGCACGCGUAAGAAGCACACAAUCGCCUUUCUCCUCCGCGCGCUACUGCUCAUGUGCGUCGCGUUCCGCCGCGUCAUCGCUCUGAUCCGCAUUUGUUGUCACAUUGCCGUCUGCGUCCCGGUCGGAAGCGUCCUCGGCGUGGCGAAGAUCCUCUUCGCGGCGGCGAACGAGCGGUCUCUCCGGUGCAUGAACCAGACGGCGCUCGGGCGCAGCGUCACCGGAACCUUCACCGGGGACUUGGUGGUGGGUGCCAUGGCGCAUUCCUGGAGGGUGCUCAUGCAGGGGCUCACGUCGCUCGUCUUCCUCUGCACGCGCGCUGACGAGUACGUUCGGCCGCCGCCGAGCCCGCUGGUAUUGACGGCGCACGACAAGCCGGCUGCUCAUGCUCAGCAGGUGCAUAUUUCAGUUGUGGGAACAAACAAGAUGAGGAUUUCAUGGGUCACCGACGACCGGAAGGCGCCGUCAGUGGUGGAGUACGGCAAAUCUCGGGGGAACUACACGGCGUCGGCGACGGGCGACAACGCGACGUACCGCUACUUCUUAUACAAGUCCGGCGCGAUCCACCACGUCACGAUCGGCCCUCUCGAGCCCAGCAUGACCUACCAUUACCGGUGCGGCAAGGCCGGCGACGAGUUCACCCUCCGGACCCCUCCGGCGUCCCUUCCCAUCGAGCUCGUCGUCAUCGGCGACCUCGGGCAGACGGGGUGGACUGCAUCGACGCUGUCGCACAUCAGCGGCGCGGACUACGACAUGCUGCUGCUCCCGGGGGACCUGUCGUACGCGGACACGCAGCAGCCGCUGUGGGACUCGUUCGGGCGGCUCGUCCAGCCGCUGGCGAGCGCGCGGCCGUGGAUGGUGACGGAGGGCAACCACGAGGUCGAGGCGCUCCCCGUGCUGGAGUUCGCGCCCUUCGUGGCCUACAACGCGCGGUGGCGCAUGCCGUACGAGGAGAGCGGCUCGCGCUCCAACCUCUACUACUCCUUCGACGCGGCGGGCGGCGCGGCGCACGUCGUGAUGCUGGGUUCCUACGUGGAUUUCGAGGAAGGGUCGGAGCAGCACGCGUGGCUGGAGCGGGACCUCGCCGGCGUGGACCGCCGGAGGACGCCGUGGCUGAUCGUGCUGCUGCACGCGCCGUGGUACAACACCAACCAGGCGCACCAGGGCGAGGGCGAGGCGAUGCGCGCCGCCAUGGAGAGGCUCCUCUACGAGGCCCGCGUCGACGUCGUCUUCUCCGGACACGUCCACGCCUACGAACGAUUCACGAGGAUCUAUGGCAACGAGGCCGACAGCCGAGGCCCGAUGUACAUCACCAUUGGCGACGGCGGCAACAGGGAAGGUCUUGCCCUCAAGUUCAUCAAGGAUCACAAGUCGGCGCACCUGUCGGUGUUCCAGGAGGCGAGCUUCGGGCAUGGGCGACUGAGGAUCGUCAACGAGACGAGCGCCGUCUGGACGUGGCACCGCAACGAUGACGCGUACGCAACCGUCCGCGACGAGGUCUGGCUGGAGAGCCUGGCUAGUCCAAAGCUGGUCAUGGAACCCGCCAGACGUCGGCUUGACGAGUUGUAGGAUGUUUCAGAUUUUUUUUUUGAUGUAAAUGUUGCAGAUUGUUAAACAGUAAUGCUACACCUACAGACACACUCCUACGGAAAUUUUCUUAAGGACUGAUCUGUU